GAGCUGUCUGCACAGGUGAUGGGAUGGUGAGUGAGAAUGAGGAGAAACCCCAGCAGGAAGAUGCUGAGCAAGUAGAACCACAUGGGAUGUUAUCCGGAAGAUCUAAAGUGAAUGAUUCUGGGAAUUGUGCACUCCCAGAAAAAGCAAAAGCCUGUGAGCCUCAGCACAGGCCAGAGGAAAACUUCAGUAGCCACUCAGACCUUAUUACACGCAAGAGCAUUAACUUGUUAGAGACACGCUACACGUGCCAUGAGUGCGGGAAAAUCUUCAAUCAGAGCUCUGCUCUUACCACACAUCAGAGAAUCCACACUGGAGAGACAUCCUACCCAUGCCAUGAGUGUGGGAAAAGCUUCUAUCGGAGCUCACACCUUAUCAGACAUAGGAGAAUCCACACUGGUGAGAAACCUUAUGGAUGCUCUGAGUGUGGGAAACAAUUCAAUCAGAUCUCAAACCUUAUUAGACAUCAGAAAAUUCACACAGGAGAGAAACCCUACAUGUGCUUUGAGUGUGGGAAAAGCUUCAAUCGGAGCUCAGCACUUACCACACAUCAGAGAAUCCACACAG
Terrapene triunguis (Three-toed box turtle) is the source of this 564-nucleotide messenger RNA. Its product is annotated as zinc finger protein 397-like. Gene Ontology annotation, biological process: regulation of transcription by RNA polymerase II. Lineage: Eukaryota; Metazoa; Chordata; Testudines; Emydidae. The record is from RefSeq and is a predicted model, not a curated record. The transcript is spliced from 2 exons. The annotation marks the transcript as partial. Gene Ontology annotation, molecular function: DNA-binding transcription factor activity, RNA polymerase II-specific; RNA polymerase II cis-regulatory region sequence-specific DNA binding.